Dissoconium aciculare CBS 342.82 is the source of this 1889-nucleotide messenger RNA. RefSeq lists its product as uncharacterized. Gene Ontology annotation, cellular component: mitochondrion. The record is from RefSeq and is a predicted model, not a curated record. The coding region runs from base 172 to 1809 and encodes 545 amino acids. The transcript has a single exon. Lineage: Eukaryota; Fungi; Ascomycota; Dothideomycetes; Mycosphaerellales; Dissoconiaceae.
CCGUUUCGAAAAUGCUAGCAUCCAUGGAUUUCAAGACGAGGGAAUUGUCUAUGAAGUGUCACCUAGCAUUAUAGUUAUGGAGCACAUUCAGAACCUAAACUGUAUUAUAGUCAUCGCAAAUUCACCAGUCGCAUCACCAACUUGAUCGCCAAGUCAACAACGACGACGUCAAUGGCUACAGCACAACUAUCGGGCCACGGACAGAGCGUCUUCGGCAGGCAGCUCGUUCGGACAACACUGGCUGGCGUUCCAUCUACGGGAAUCGUACUAUCUUUCCUCUAUCAAACAAAGACUAUCACACGACAGUACGCUACGGAUCGCGAUGAGCCAGAUCGUCAACAAACAGACGGAGAAGCUUUACGCCGCACAUCACCCAGGGCAUUUGCACCGUUCAAAGGCCCGUCUGAGCGGGUGCUGCAGGCGGAACCCAACACCGACAUCCUCACGACCCGAGAAGAGACUGAGAAACUACUCUCUCGAAAGGCACCAUACCCUCUCGCCCGCAAUCGAGGCCGCCGAUCAGGACCAUUGGGAGAAUUGCGGCCGACUCAUUACAAACAUGGAGGUUCAGGACAUUCUGCGAUGGGUGCGAGGAGGGCCGGCAUUGUUGAAAACAUCGAUCGAACUCAAGGGCUUGGGCAUGAAAGAGACAAGAUGAAACCAAUGCAGCGGAAGGCGAGUCUCCCCUUUGAAGGUCUCGAUAAUAUGAAAGAGUACAAUGCUUUGGAGAACUCCUCAAUAUCCGCCAGAGAAUAUCAAACAUUUGAAAAGCUCUUUCGCACCGGCAUGGAGAAUGGCAGUUUCAGCGGUACCGGCUUGACGCUAGAUGAAAUUUUGGAUCAGGCAGUACAGCGCGAGAAUGCGAUGUUCGCCCCGAAGCCGGUGUCGAAGAAACCGAUUGGCGUACGAAACAAGGAGAUGGGGCCUGCAAUAGGGCCUGCGGCUAAUGAAGUUGAGGUGCGCCUUGUGGUGACCGAGUCGAUAAAACAAAAGGCGAAGGAAUUGCGGAAGUAUCGUGACGCGAUCGAUAAAAUACAAACCGACGCCGCGCUGUGGCAAUUCCUACAGGAGGAUGUCUUCGCCAAAGUCAAGGCACUUCGUCUAAAUGAUCCUCUCGCCAACGCGAAUCGUGAUCGAGCGCAAGCGGACAAGAAGAAAGCGGCUUAUCUGAAGGCACCAGAGCCGGCUGUCCAUCGGAAGCUGACCGCACCACCAACUCCUCUACCCAUCGAAGAAGCCGAUAUUCACAAGUGGUCAACCAACUUUCCACUGAUCAUCAACUACGUUAUGAAGACAUUUGAGCAAGACUUUCCGGGCUCUCCGUUUGCUGCGUUGGUUUUGCCUGCUCUCAAGGGUUUGGGACCCUCGGAGUUUACAUUUGGAUCAUCAACCUCGCUAUUCAAUUCGCACAUAAACAUCAUGUUCCGUAAAGGCGACCUUGACGGCAUCAUGCGUCAAUUGGAGGAGAUGGAUCGCGCAGUCCAUCCGUUCGACGAAAACACGUUCAAGUUGUUGAACACCAUACUCCGCCACAGCCAGAGAGCUACGCGAGGAGAUUUUGGCCCCGGGCAGAAACUUCUCUGGGCUAUGGAACACAAAACGCGCACCGUCAAGGGUAUCUAUGAUUGGGCGAAUCGCGUUCGUGAACAACUGCACGAAGAUGCGCUGCGACGUGCCCGCGAGAAGGAAGCGGCUGCUUUCUCCGAAGGUCUUCUUGACGACCUACCUGACGGGCCUCGUGUCGUCGCUGCUGACACCUUGUCAUAUGUCGAUGAGGGUCCCCUUCCAUAUGUUGAACGUAGAAGUUAAUGUAUCUGCGGGCCCACCGAGGUGUGGUUGACAAACGAGAUGUGUGCGGGUGGGAGAAGGGGCGCGUUGAAGCUGCAGUA